Syzygium oleosum is the source of this 882-nucleotide messenger RNA. RefSeq names its product membrane-anchored ubiquitin-fold protein 3. Gene Ontology annotation, molecular function: protein binding. The transcript is spliced from 4 exons. The coding region runs from base 353 to 709 and encodes 118 amino acids. The record is from RefSeq and is a predicted model, not a curated record. NCBI's taxonomy places the organism in Eukaryota, Viridiplantae, Streptophyta, Magnoliopsida, Myrtales, Myrtaceae.
UUAGAAACGACGGCGUCGGGGUCGAAUACGAUACGUCGAAGAAAAAGGCGCUUCCUUUUUUACCACUUGAGGUGAGCGGGAGCUGCAGUAGCGGAGACAAAGCGACGUCGUUUCCCGAGUUCUGUCCGGUCUGUCCGUCCAGACACUACUCUUAAUCUGUCGUUAGUCUUCAUUUCCGGUCGUUUGGUGACUCGCCAGCAGACAGACACCGAUCUUCCGAACCAAAAAGAUGUGGCAUUUCACUCGUUAGCUUCACCAACUUGCCCAGAUGGAAUGACCCAAUAAGGUCCUUGUUAAACUUGAGACGAAGCAGAGAGACGGGCACGCGGGAGUGAUCAAGAAGAAGAAGGAAAUGCGGGAAGAGGAAUUGGUGGAUAUAAAGUUCAGAUUGUUCGAUGGAUCGGACAUGGGUCCCUUCCAGUACUCAUCGGCAUCCACCAUCGAUAUGUUGAAGCAGAGAGUUGUCUCUGAUUGGCCCAAAGGCAAGACGAUCAUACCAAAGGCAGCAAGUGAAGUAAAACUGAUAAAUGCCGGUAAAGUUUUGGAAAACACUAAGACAGUUGGUCAGUGUAAAAUGCCUUUUGGUGAUGUUGGCGGAGGAGGUAUUAUAAUGCACGUUGUUGUACAGUCAUCGUUAACAAAAAAAAGAGCAGAGAAGAAACUUGAUGAUUCCCCAAGGAAAGUUGUCUGCUCUUGCUCCGUAUUGUGAGAGCAUAUAUGUGUAGCCUCUCAGAAUAGUUUAUAUUCGCAUCACUGCUUUGUCGCUGGGAAUAUCCGCCAAUGAUUCCACUGUUGUUUCUGGACGUGUACAAGUGUAUAGUGCAAAUCAUCUGUCCAAAUACUCUAAAAUUGUUGCUAUAUCAUUCGUAUCUCUUUUGCAAA